AUGUCAGAGUUCAUCCUAACCUUCCAAUACCAGCUCAAUGGAGUCAUGGAAACUAUCCUCAAAACCGCCGUGCAUGAGAUCACUCGGCUGGUGAAGGACAACUUCCUGGAGGAAGUGACAGGGAGCAAGCAGGAAGUGGACGUCUUGAAGGAGAGGCUGCAGAGGUGGAGGGACAGAGAGGAGGAGAGGAAGAGGAGGGAAGUUGAAGAGAAAGAGCAGAGAAAGAAGAGGGAAGAGAGAGAGCAGAGGGGGAUGUGUAGGAGAUGUGGUUGUGCUGGAGACACUGAGGAGAGAGAAGAGGCUCUGUUAGGUGAGUGAGGAGAUAUAUAUAUAUAUAUAUAUAUAAACACACACACACACAUGAUAUAGGAUCUCUAAUUUUGUACUGUUUUGUCCUCUGCAGUAGAGGAACGUUGUGUUAUCGAACAGGAGAUCUUCCAGCCAGGUGGACCCAACACUCUCCCAGAGAGAGAGGGUCCACAGGAAACGGCCACACCCAGCUCUUCCUGUGUCUCUGAAAGGAUGGAAGAGAUGGAGGCCCAUGUCGUCAGCAUCAAAGAGGAGCAUGAUGACUGGGGGGAUCUGGUUACCCAGAUGAUCACAUCCACAAAUUCCCCCAUAAUGAGCCAGAGUCGUCUGCAGAGAUUGAGCUCACAUCAUGGGGCCAGUGAGCUUCUUCCUCCAGCACCACGGGCCAGGAAAGAGCAUCACCUACUCCCAAGGUCAGUGAUACCCACUCAGGGGACAGAGCAUGCUGUGGGGGCCUUCGAGACCAGCCCCUACGGCAUGAGCAUCAACACAACGGCAAAGCUGAGGGUCAAACCCUACAGCUGCCCACACUGUGGGAAGAGCUUCCCUCAGCUCCGAAACCUGAAAGACCACCAGAAGUACCACCACACAGGGAAGAAGGCCUUCACCUGCUCCCAGUGCAGUAAGGGCUUUGUGUACAUGUCCCACCUCAGGGUACACAUGCAGCGCCACACAGGGGAGAGGCCGUUCAGCUGCUCUCAGUGUGGGAAGAGCUUCAGCCUUCAGAGCGGCUUGAAGAGACACAGGGUCAUUCACACUGCAGAGAUGCCUUACCACUGCACGGACUGUGGGAACAGAUUCAAUUCUAGAUCGGACAUGAAAAGACAUGAACAGAUUCAUGCAGCAAGGUAGACCUUUGAGAUGAAGCAGGUUGAUUUAGAAAAUCAGAGGGGGGAAAUAACUACCCACGUGUACUAUGUUCAAUGUGUUGUUGCUGAUGCAUUUAAUGUUGAGAGGAAUAAAACACAUUAUGAAUACAUUUUUCUCAUCCUUUCUUAAAUGAUUCGUCAAAUGGUGUUACAUACACAAACCGAUUCAUUAAAAUAGUAAUAAGUAGCCUUGUCCGAACCACAACGGGCAAAAGAGUAACAGAUAUCUUCCUCUGGCAAAUAAAUACAUUUGACAGAUUCCAACAUCAAAUAAAAAUAUUUACGAGUUCUGCGCAAUGGCAUUCGCAGUAUGAUCACCUCGAUGUCACGGACGAGGGGGCGGGAACCAACCUCUCCAGUAGCCGUCUAGCUAGCAGCUGUCAUUGUACCUCAGUGGUAGCCGUUAGCUUAUUAAAGUAACGUUAGCUAGCUAGUUACCCAUCUUUGUUACCGCUGUGUAAAGUUCUAGGAGACCUAUGAUAUUGUAACUAGCUGAUUUGUUGAAGCACAACAAAAACCAAUUUUUGUAAAGUGGUAAGCUUAUUUUGUCAAAUGGUUAGAAAGCUGCUACUACUCUGUGUUAUUAUGUGUAGCUCAAGCUAGCUUAGCUAACUAGCAAGCUUGAGAAAUACAUUAUUGAAUACACCUAACCACAAGUAAAAAGUGGUGUAAGGGUUUAUUAAUUUGUUCAUUACGAGCAUGUUUCUGGUCUAAAUCAUUGGUAGGUGAGCUGCCUAAUACUGACAUGUAAUUUGAGGCACAUCAAGACCACAUUUGGUGUUUUUGACAGCUUGCCCCUGUUUCCAGGAGGAAGAUCCCUGACUCUCUGGGCACUGGUGUGAUCUGGAGGAGGCUAAAUCCCAGUCUUUCCAUUAUAGUGAACCAAACUGGGAAACGAGGGGCAGCUCAUCCAUAG
Coregonus sp. 'balchen' is the source of this 2094-nucleotide messenger RNA. Lineage: Eukaryota; Metazoa; Chordata; Actinopteri; Salmoniformes; Salmonidae. The record is from the annotation of a GenBank genome assembly.